Messenger RNA from Hevea brasiliensis (rubber tree), 970 nucleotides. RefSeq lists its product as uncharacterized. The coding region runs from base 1 to 687 and encodes 228 amino acids. The record is from RefSeq and is a predicted model, not a curated record. NCBI's taxonomy places the organism in Eukaryota, Viridiplantae, Streptophyta, Magnoliopsida, Malpighiales, Euphorbiaceae. The transcript is spliced from 5 exons.
AUGAUAAUCGCUCGACUAACUAACACACACUCUUUAUGUUGCCAAGAUGGAUGCGAGGACCGAGGAGUUUCUAAGGCUCAGUGUGUCAUGGCUGUUAUGGAUGCGCUUAAUGUUGCCAAGAUGGAUGUCAUGGGGCUGAGUUAUGGUGGUUUCGUGGCGUACAGCAUGGCGGCUCAGUUUAAGGAGCGGGUGGGGCGAGUGGUGCUGGGGUGCGCUGGAGUGAGCUUAGAAGAGAAGGACAUGGAGGAAGGGUUGUCUCAGAUGAGCAGUGUGGAUGAGGCCGUUAGUAUUUUGUUGCCUCAGAGUCCCAAGAAAGCUAGAGAGUUGAUGCGAUUGACGUUUCACAAACCUCCACAGACCCUUCCUACUUGUGUUCUAAAUGAUUAUAUUGAGGUGAUGUGCACAGAAUAUCGUCAAGAGAAGAAAGAACUGAUUCAGGCAUUGGGCAAGGAUAGAAAACUGUCUAAUCUUCCAAAGAUAACCCAGCCUACGCUACUAGUCUGGGGAGAAUAUGACCAGCUCUUCCCUCUGGAAUUGGCAUAUAGAUUAAAAAGCCAUAUUGGUGAAAACGCAGAAUUAGUUAUAAUGAAAAAUGUGGGGCAUGCACUUAAUGCAGAGAAGCCUAAAGAGCUGUGCAAGCACAUGAAGUCUUUUCUCAUUCACACCCUACCUCCUACUAAGCAAUGAAAUGAUCGCAAAGCAGAUUGAAAUGUCUGGUAACAGGGCUGAAACCCUGCUUUGAUGAUUCGCAGUGAGCAGAUUGCCUGCUGCCACUACUAUAUACGAUAGAAGGUUGCCUUGCAUAUAGAUAUUUUGAGUAGCUUAGCACUAUAUACACACUUGAGUAACUUGCUACUACAAGCUUGUUAAAGAUCCAAUUAAAGAUUUAAUUGAUAUUAUGUUGCUGGUGGAUUUGCAUUUAAAUUACUUAAUAAUAAAAAUUUGUCCUGAGAUAUUUCUUCUUCUUUAA